UGUUUUAUGUUUAAUGUGUGUGUCUAUGAGUACGAGGUGUGCAGUUGCCUAAAUGAUAAUGUAGUAUCUCUGUGUGUAGUACAGGAAAUGACAGACACUUAACACAUAAAUAAUUAUUAUAAAAACGGAACGCUACUAGUAUCGCGCGAGCACCUAACCAAAUCGUAAUUAAGAGUUUCGAUAAAAUAUAAUCAUAUUACACAACUCAUAGGAAAACAUCAUACGUACAGUGUUCAGCGUUUAUCGAUCAUUAUUAAGUUGGACAUUUUCGUUUUUGAUGAAUAGUUUAAGAAAAUACUAGAAGUGAAUCACAUUCAGUACUUGGCAUAAAAUCGCUGGAGAAUUGUCAUAAUGAUUUGCUUGGAACGUAUACCGUCGGGAUGUGAAAUGUUCCUUUCGGAUUUAGACAAAAUCCCUUGUAUGCAAAUCGGAGAAUUUACUCUUCGUUUAGAAUUAGACGAUGAUUUAUCUCCAGAGCUACAAGAAGUAGCCGAAAAACAACUUAGAGAAACACCAGAAAAUCAGGAAAAAGCCAUUGCCGAACUGAGACGAUUACUCGAACAAGAUAAAACUAUAAAUGUUCCAUUAGAUAAAAAUAGUUGGCUUAUAAGAUUCCUUCGCCCUACCAAAUACUACCCGGGAAGUGCAUACAAAUUGAUGAAGCAAUAUUUUGAUUUUAAAUUAAAGCAUGCAAAUGUAUUCAAAGAUUUAGUACCAAGAAACGAGAAGAACAUUUUUGAACACAAUAUUUUAACUGUAUUACCUAAAAGAGACCAAAAUGGUCGUCGAAUUUUAGUCAUUGAAUUAGGAAAGAAAUGGAAACACAAGAAGUGUUCAUUAGAUGAGGUUUUCAAAGGUGCUGUAUUGUACUUAGAAGCCGCCAUGUUGGAGCCGGCUACCCAAGUAGCGGGAGCUCAAGUUAUAUUUGACAUGGAUGGAUUAUCUUUACAGCAAACUUGGCAAUUUAGUCCUCCAUUUGCCAAACGGAUCGUUGAUUGGCUUCAAGAUAGUAUACCAGCUCGAAUUAAAGGGAUUCAUAUAGUUAACCAACCAGUACUUUUCAAUGUCGUUUUUAACUUGUUUAAACCAUUUUUGAGAGAAAAAUUACGAUCUAGGAUUAUUUUUCAUGGAACUGAUCGUGUAUCUUUACAUAAACAUUUAAGCCCCUCUUGUCUCCCAAAACACUAUGACGGCACAUUGGAAAUUCCUUUAAUCACUGGUCUUCAAUGGUAUGAAGUUUUAUUGCUCGCAGAAAAGGAAUAUGAAACGCUUAACCAAUAUGGUACGGUUUCAAAAAAAUAGUUACCGAAGAUUUGGCUACUAUUAAAUAUUUACUAUGAAAUUUUACACUCAUUGUGGACCAAAAUUUAUAAUCAUACAUAUUUAUAUACUUUAAUCUUCUGGUGUGUGUAAGUUUGUUAUCGUUAAAAAAAAUUGUUCUAAAUUUAUUAUUUAAGCAAAUUAGUUAUACUUUUUUUUAUUAUGGCUCAAUUUUACCUAAGUUAUUCUAUGAUUUACUUUUACUCUUUUAGUAAUUUAUUCACUUAUGCAAUGUCUUUUUACGUGAUAUCUUAUUAAUUUUAUUGUGUUCUCUUUUUACUUUUUUUAUUUACAGAAAAAUUAUAGGAUAUUUAUGAAAUAAAUUUACCAAUAAUUUUGCUCAUUGGAUUUUUAUUUUAAACUUAAUGUUUGUAUUAUUGUUUUUAUAUUCCUUUUAUUAUAAUAUCUCUAUUUAUUUUUAUUUUUAAACCAAAAUUAUACAAAUUUUAAAAUUAAUAAAAUUAUUGUUAUUAAACAUA
Daktulosphaira vitifoliae (grape phylloxera) is the source of this 1799-nucleotide messenger RNA. Its product is annotated as alpha-tocopherol transfer protein. Gene Ontology annotation, cellular component: membrane. NCBI's taxonomy places the organism in Eukaryota, Metazoa, Arthropoda, Insecta, Hemiptera, Phylloxeridae. The transcript is spliced from 8 exons. Gene Ontology annotation, molecular function: phosphatidylinositol bisphosphate binding. The record is from RefSeq and is a predicted model, not a curated record. Bases 352 to 1302 code for a protein of 316 amino acids.